AUGAAGAUCGAGAACAGCCUGACCCUUCCCCAGCUCCCAGAGGCCCCAUCUCCGACAGGACUCCAGUUCAGUGUAGCAACUGAGGAAGACUUUGAUGAGAUCAUGGCAAUGAGCCAGGACAUCUAUGGUGGCUUGGACUACCUGCCCACUAGAUAUACCACCUGGUUGCAGGAGUCCAACCGUACAGUCAUACUGGCCCGCAAACAAGGGAAAGUGAUUGCUCUGGAGUCAGUGUGUGUGAUUGACGAUGGAGAAACCAUGUUAGUGGAGGGUCUGCGAGUAGCUCCUCAGGAACGAGGGAAGGGUGUGGCUGGGCACCUGCUGCGCUUCUGCUCCCAGCUGGUCAAGUCCAAGAACCCAGAGGUCAAAGUCACCCGCCUUACGCGUGAUGACCAGCUCGGACCCAAGGACUUCCAGAAGUAUCGCCUCAUCACUAAACAGGGUAUUCUUCUUGUACGCUUCAGAGCUGAGGACCUUAAGCUUCGUCUUACUGAACUUGUGCCAGAUGAAGAACUCAAUUGCUCUUCCUCCAGCUCCUCCUCCUCCUCCCCCCAGCCCCCUCCCCCAGUAUGUCUAGACCCCAUAGCCAUCCACCAUCUUUAUUUAACCACUGACCUCAUGCGGGGUGUCCUGCCGAAUGCCACCAUUGUUCAAGACUGGCAGCCAUUCAAGCCAUUGCCUAGCAACAUGGCCAUCUUGCUAAAGAAGGAAAUUGAUUGGAUGGUGAAUGAUGUCACCACCCCCACCAUGGCUAGCCUCUGCACCUUCCCAUUCAGGGUGCCAAUCGGAGAUGACUGGUAUUACCUGAACAUCGACAUGUUUGGUAAGGACCUAGCUUUGGCUCGUCAACAGUUCCUUUGCCACCUACGCCGCCACACCGCGAGCCUGAAGGGUCACGUGAUGUGUCAGAUGUUCCUGGACCCCCCACUUUGGAAACCUAUGGCUGACUUCUGCCGCCAAACCCUGCAAGUGGAGCUGGUGAAGGAAUACACAGAGCAGUGUGUUGUGGAGUCAGAUGUCAUGUAG
Molecule: messenger RNA, 1026 nt
Organism: Lampris incognitus (smalleye Pacific opah)
Lineage: Eukaryota; Metazoa; Chordata; Actinopteri; Lampriformes; Lampridae
Gene: nat16
Product: N-acetyltransferase 16
Exons: 4
Coding region: 1-1026 (341 amino acids)
Molecular function (GO): acyltransferase activity, transferring groups other than amino-acyl groups
Source: RefSeq, a predicted model, not a curated record